AUGCUUUCUCUCCGCCUUCUCAAACCCCCAAUAUUCGCCGGAGCGCGAAGCACUCUCGCCCCCGCCAAUGAGGCCACACCACGUGCGCGCCUUAGCGUGGACGUGCGCACGGCUGAUCAAUCGAAGCCAGGGGUGGCGGUGGGGAGCCAGGAGGUGAUGGAGGCGGAGGGGAGGGUUCUGGUGGGGACGUACAAAAGGCCGCCCGUGGUGUUGUACAGUGGCAAAGGAUGUAAAUUGUACGAUCCUGAAGGAUGA
Messenger RNA from Prunus armeniaca (apricot), 255 nucleotides. The record is from the annotation of a GenBank genome assembly. NCBI's taxonomy places the organism in Eukaryota, Viridiplantae, Streptophyta, Magnoliopsida, Rosales, Rosaceae.